Messenger RNA from Tachysurus vachellii, 6737 nucleotides. It is a transcript of the gene phf21aa, whose product is annotated as PHD finger protein 21Aa. Gene Ontology annotation, cellular component: histone deacetylase complex. Gene Ontology annotation, biological process: negative regulation of transcription by RNA polymerase II. Gene Ontology annotation, molecular function: chromatin binding. The coding region runs from base 306 to 2990 and encodes 894 amino acids. The transcript has 17 exons. Lineage: Eukaryota; Metazoa; Chordata; Actinopteri; Siluriformes; Bagridae. The record is from RefSeq and is a predicted model, not a curated record.
CGAUGCUCGCAGGCCCGGCUGAAUGAGAUUGAAGAAGAGUUCUUGUUUUGUAUGGCAGUUUCUCUGCUUUUCACAUAAUUUUGUACAAAAAAAGCGAUCCAACUCGUCAGAUAAGGAAUGUAUUAUCACACGCUAUGAAGCCUGAAUCUUAUCGAAGGGAAUAAAGUGAGCCACGGGACAGGAUCCGGUGGUGAAUAUUUAUUUAUAUCAUUAGCGUGUGUGAGGAGGACGAGGGGCUGCUGACUGCCUGCUGCCUGCUGGAGCAGUGAGAGGACCGACCAGGGCUCCCCCACACUGCCAGUUGGAUGGUGUUCAAGACAGCAGUCGCUGUGAAGGCUGAGGGAGGUGUGGAAUUUGGGCAGAAGGGCUUGAUGAUGGAGCUCCAGAGUCUACAGGAGGCUCUCAAAGUGGAGAUACAGAUUCAUCAGAAGCUAGUCGCACAGAUGAAGCAAGAUCCACAGAAUGCUGAGCUGAAGCUACAGCUGCAUGACCUUCAGGCCAAGAUCACAGUGCUGAGCGAGCGACAGAAAAAGGUGGUGGAGCAGUUGAGGAGAGACUUGCUGGUGAAGCAGGAUUCGGCGGAGAUCAGGCUGCAGACACACACACAGCUCCCUCUGCAGGCCGACGGCAAAACUACCACAUUGAUCUCCAACCAGAACCAGAGCUCUCUCCCUCCGACUCACCUCAACGCCCCACAAAACUCCGUGAGCGUGACUCCAGUCAUUGCCUCUAAGACUCUACCUCUGAUGCUGAGAGCUGCCACACCGACCACUCCCAUUGCCAUGAUGCCUACGCCCACCAUCGCCAUGGUCACCACCCUCACCAAUACGCCCCGCCCGAGCCUUCCGAACUCAGACCCCCAGAAUUCACCAGUCGGUCUCCAAACGGCCAGCAAGCCGGCCAAUCAGGGAACGGAGCCUGUGCGGAUCGUUCCCAAAAACACCAUCGUUGUAAUGCCCAAAACAUCUGUGGCUCCAGCAGCACUGCAGCCAAUCCUGGCCUCAUCUCAGCAGCCUGUGCUCCUUACUGCCAAGCUCAGCUCUGCUCUGCUGCCCUCAACAGGCCCAGUUCACCAACUUCACAUUUUUAAUCCCCAACCUGGCACUGCCAAUGCCCCUCCUGGAAGUGCUAAUGCCACCCAGUCGUGCCCUGGCAGUGCCCAGGCAGGCUUUAACAUAAUCCAGCCUUGCCCCGGCAUCACCAUGACGCUCAGCACCAACAUCAGUCAGUUCAGUACUAGCAGCACAAAGCACAGCACGCAGCUUCCCAGUAUUCUCAUCUCGCCCCAGCCCAGCAAACCCCACGCUGCAUUGUCUGCUCAAGCUAACACCGACUCUGCAAACGCAGGCACACCUCACACGUCUCGGGGCAGCGAGUCCUGCCCCAAUACCCCUACUCCUGACACAGUGGACAGAGUGGAGCCAAAGACAUCAACCAGCAGCCCAGCACCUUGUCCAUUUCCACUGAAAUCACCUGUUCCUCCAUCUCCAACCUCCAACACACACAUCCACUCAAACCCUAACACACCUGCAACUGUACACACCCCCACACCCAAAAGUCAGGAUAACCCACUGAAACUGGCCUUCAUGCUGUCUCUGGGGCUCGUAACACACGACUAUCUGGAGGAGAUUCAGAGCAAACGUCAAGAGAGAAAGAGACGAACAACAGCAAAUCCAGUGUACAGUGGAGCAGUGUUUGAGCCAGAGCGUAAGAAAAGCACAGUGUCUUACCUGAAUUCUGCUAAUCAAGAGUACAGUAAGAGAGCCGACGAGGACGGCUCAUCGGAGGUAUGUCGUACCAGUGUUUCCUUUUAUUUGUCUUUUCAUUUUAUUUUUUUUCCCCUUUUGUUGUCUAUCUCAUCUCACCCAGGUCGCCCACCCAAACCCAGCCGCGGGGUGGAGAGGGGCAUCAGCCCUUUGACCCCCACCAGCCUACACCCAGCGUGUGUGGGUCCUCACUUCCCCGUCUUUCCACAAUCCCUCUCAUCACAUCCAUCCCCAUCCAGCCCUCGUCUCAGCCUGAGCUCAGUGGGGGAUGGAGACAUCCAUGAUGCUUUCUGUACGGUGUGUAGGCUCAGUGGGCAGUUACUCAUGUGUGACGCCUGCUCACGCAUCUAUCACCCGGACUGCCUGACGCCGACCCUCCACAAUGUGCCACGGGGCAUGUGGAUUUGCAAAAAGCAGAUUUUAAAGAAGGAUGAAGUGAUCGAGUGGCCUGGAACUCUUGCUAUAGUCCAUUCCUACAUUUCAUACAAAGCAGAAAGAGAACAGGAGAAGCAAAGGUUGGAGAAGUGGAGCUCUGAACUGCAGCAGGAGAGAGAGGAGCUCGAGCUUAAAGCUAAACAGCUCAGUGACUCCAUCACGAUAUGCACAGAGAGCAGAAACGGAGUUCUGGCCCGACAGAGGGAAAUGGAGGCCUCGAUAGAGAAAGUGAAAGAUCUAGUGCGUCUUAUUAGGGGCAUCCAACUGCCCUCUCUGCCCCAGUUCUUGGCCAUGGGCAUCACCAACGGAAAUCCAGGCACUGUUUUCAUCCAACAACCCAACAGCGCUCCCAGCUCAGAGGAAAACCAACAUCCAAACCAAAAGAACAGCACAAGCUUCGGUAGUCUCUCUGACGUAGGCAACACCUUUACAGAUCUCAGAGAUACCUCAAACCUACUCAACACUCCCACAAACACCAACAGCAGCGUCUCAGUCGCUGAGAAAAGCGAGGACACCAGUGAAACGAAGAACAUUAGCCGACACGAUUCUGUUACAAACACCUCUCCAACUCUCAGCAAUACACACAGCCAGAACACCAUGUGUGCCAGCUCAAACGGGACUCUGGAGCCAGAGGAUGGACUCGAGGAAAGUAAAAACCAAAAUAUCACCAGUGAUAAAGGCUGCAUGGGAGACAUAAAUAAAAACAGCAUCAGGGACCUCAGAGGAAGUGCAGAGCCUCCGUUGCCUACAGUAAUGCCCAUGGCAGAGGUAGUACAAGGUAUAGAAUAGUAUCGACAUUAAAGUGUGCAUCCCGUUCUGCCCCAUUACACCCCAUACAACCCACGAUCUAAAAGUGUCCUAAGUUGAUGCCAUUUGAUGUUUCUGUUCCUGUGUUGUCUUGUCUGUAAGAAUCCACAGUGCCAUUUGGGAUGAGCAGGAUUAAAAGUUCUAAAGUACCAGCACCUGAAAAAUUUAACACAAAUAAUAAUAAUAAUAAUAAUAAUAAUAAUAAUAAUAAUCAAUAAUAAUAUAAAGAAAUAAAUGAAGAGUUAUCAGAGUUUAAGAUAUCACACCGACGUGUGCCUGCUAUAGUAGCCAUUGCACCUCUUGGUUGGAAAGCGUCCAGAACAACUGAGCAAAGGCUUUUUCCAUCCAUUAAACCAUUAAUUUUAGGACAUAUAAGUAGGCAUGUGCCGAUAAUAUACAAUAGUUACGUAUAUAGAGAGAGAUUAAAAACUCAUUGCACAGUCUUGUUAUUGUAGCCAAUAUUAUUAUUUUUUUUUGCUUAUAGUAACUCAACACAAAAACUAACCUUAUGUAUAAUUCUAGUUUUGCUUUUAGCAUGUUCAUUAAUUUAUUCAUUCAUUAUCAGUAUGACUUUAUCCUGGUCAGAGUCCCAGUUUAUCUGGAGCACGCAGGAACACUGGGCAUGAGGCGGGAAGACACCCUGCGUGGGAUGUCAGUCCAUCACGGGGCUUUUGUUUUUUUUAGCAACUGGAUUGUAAAAUAAAUGCACAAGAAUAUAGAAGUCAUGAAUAUGAGGUUGCCAAAGCCUCUCGCUGCUGUUUGCAGUUAAACGGAGGUAAGGAUGUAGUAUGUAUUCAUGUGAUCUUGUGAUUACAUCAUGAACCAAGUUCAAGCUGAAACGUCACAGUGUGAAAUCUGUAUAUCGGUACAUGUCUACUUUUGGUCCUAAUGCUGUUAAAAGGCGUAAUAAGGCUGUUAGAGUGAAAGAAUCAGUCCAGUACAGGUGUAGGGCUUUUCUCUCUUCUGGGCUCCAAAGCAGAACUGCUAAGUGAAAGACAUGAAUACUAAUUUACAAGCAGGUCUUCCAGGUGUUCAACAAGCUACACACCUAUUAGAUGUAUUUGUUCUAUUUAUAACGUCCACGUGCAGCAAUUCUGUAAGUAUAUUUUUAACUUCUUGUCUUUUCAAAUCAAUUACUCAGCUCUGUUUUGCCAAAUAUUGUUUGCCACAGGGACAUGUAUUUUUACUUUAUGGCGAUUAAAUAGAUGUUUGAAUAAUAGCGUUGUAUUUGCGUAGCAUCAGUAUUGAGGACUCUUAAUAAAAAGUCAGACACAGCCUUUACUAGUGAUCAGAAUGCCGUGUGUUUGAGUGUUAAGGCGGUUAGUGAGUUUGGUGUCGGAUCUCGAACACAACCUUUACCACAGAGGAGUACAAGCAUAACGUUCCACGUUCUGAACACGACACUCUAACAAAUCAAUCAGUUAGUUAGUAGAACGAGUCUGAACCCCAAUUUUACAGUGAGCUCGUGGUUAUUUUCCCUCUGUAGCGUGCCACAGGGCCGCCAGCAUGCGGACACAGAGUCACGGUUUGUUAGUGAAGGGUUCCGUAGCACUCUGAUGUGUCCCUUGUGGGUUUAUUUGGCCCUGUGGUACUUUACUGUCGGUUUAUGCACAUUUUAUCAAGGGAAAUGUUUUAUUUGUGAAAUGAUGCUUAUGUAGCAUUAUACAAGGGCUUUCUAUUUUGUAUUGUUUUAUUAGCUGAAGUGUUAGCCUUCCACAUGGCAGCACUGUUAACACGACUCGGAACAAAAGCACAGGAGCGCCAGGUUUAGCUUAGAACCCAACAGCACAGGAAGGUAAACGAACCCAACACCGAAGCUCGGCUCAUCUGCCGUCGUAUCCUGUUCAAGAGCGAGCGAUCAAAGACAUGCUGCAUUUGUACCAUAUCUCUGAAAGUCUACAGAUGCGAGUGUCAGACCAUUACAAAUACAAGACUUGCGUGUUUUAUACAAGGCUACGGCGACUUUUAUGAAACUUUAUGUCGAUAACGAAGCACAACAGAUCUCGCAGAGAUGCAAAUUACAAAUAUUAAUGUGAUGCAGGUCUGUGUAAAUAUAAAUAAUAGUACUGGUUGUGUCCUCGUAUCAGCUUUGUGUGUGUGAGUGUGUGUGUUUCACUACUCAGGCAAUCAGCCCGUCUGGCCUGCAGUAGAGUUUUAAAGCGGUUGCCUUAACAUGCUCUGGUUUCUUGGUUAUUCGAUGUCCCAGUUGGAGGAACGUGCGUGUCAGUGUGAUUUGGCAAAAUGGCGUGUUUUCCUGUCCAGGAGUCAUUACUGCUUUUUUGUUGCACUAUCAUCAGAUUUUAGUUGUGUAUAUUCUGCUUAUUUUUCGGCCAGUGCCUGAUUUGAGUUUUGUUUACAAGACCUGUCGUUUUAUUUAUGAUGAUUUUGCACUUUCAGUUUUUUUUUUUGUUUGUUUUGUUUUUGUUUGUUUUUUUUUCCCUCUCUCUCUCUCUUUCUCUCUCUCUCUUUUAUUUCUGGAGCGCUUUUGCGUCCGUUUCACGGUUUAGUCGAAUCGAUUGAAAGCAGCUAAGCUUCAUUUCAGACCUGCUACAUGAUACUGUUCAGCAGUGAGCCACUUGAUCUUAAUUUUCUAAAGCCCUGUGUGAGACGGAACAUUUUCUAGAUGAAUAAAUGAUUGUUUGCUGUUUAUACAGACGUAUGUGAAUCUGCCACAAUUUGACUGGGACCUAAUGGACAAAAAAAACUGGUGGGCAGCUUGAAGCCCAGUAAAAAUUAAAGGGGAAAUCGGGGGAAAUACAAAACUCUUGUUGAAUCUCACUCCAGCUGUUUGAUCUCAGUUGUGAACUUUGAUGUUCUUUAUAAUACAGAGAAUUGUUAUUUUAUUUAAUUACUUUUUUUUUUUUUUGCUAUGAUGAUGAAAUGUCUGAUAUAAUAAAAGUGUGUUUAAGGGGAUGUUAAGGGAUUGCCCAUUAAAUUGGAUAUUUGCAAAUGCCAUCUUCAGCCCUUGUCGGGUCUGUAAUGUCAGGGUUCAAUAAGACUGACCAUUUGUGUUUGGAUGUUUAAAGCCGUAGUGUCCGAAAAGUGUGGAAAGUCUCUGCAUAUACAUAACCUACACUAGAGAAUAAGUGUUUGUGUCAUUUUAUUGGUCCUUAAAGUGGUUAAAAAAGAUAUAUAUAUAUUUUUGUUUUGUUUUUUGUUUUUUUUUCUUGAAACGUGAAACUACUGGAAAGUCCAACACAGAGGCAGUGCGUUACAGUCGACCGGGCAGAGUGUUGAGGUCUCGCCGUUCACGUUUUCACUCAACACACACUUGCACGCCUUCCUUUUACCAUUACCUCAUUAAAGGGCCUCUCACCUGUACGCAUUCAGGAAGGCAAUCAGAUAAGGAGUAUUGCACAAACACAACAAAUUCACAGUGGUACACCCCUCGUGCCAAACUAAUUCUGAAGUGUUCAGUAUGCGAUUUACAUAGUUCUCUUGGAAAGAAGUGUUGAAUAUUUUUUCAUAAUGGUUUUAAAGUAUGAUGUGAUGAAUUACUUUUUUACAGUUUGUAUGUUAUCUGGUCUUUGUUGGUCUUUGUUGUUUGGUGCUGCCUGAUGUUGGUCUGUUCGUUUCAUUCAUAGACUUCAUCGUUUUCUUCGUGUAAGUUAUUUAAUGCACAUUUACACAUCUUUCUUCAUGUUGAAGGGGAUGGGCAUUUUAGGAGCAUUUGAUCAAUUUGUAUUUAUUAAUUUUUACCAUUUUUGCUAAUUAAAACCAUAAAGUCAA